Messenger RNA from Anopheles moucheti, 1428 nucleotides. It is a transcript of the gene AIMP2, whose product is annotated as probable aminoacyl tRNA synthase complex-interacting multifunctional protein 2. The transcript is spliced from 4 exons. Bases 176 to 1153 code for a protein of 325 amino acids. Gene Ontology annotation, cellular component: aminoacyl-tRNA synthetase multienzyme complex. The record is from RefSeq and is a predicted model, not a curated record. Lineage: Eukaryota; Metazoa; Arthropoda; Insecta; Diptera; Culicidae.
GGUUUGCAUCAGCAACACGCGUGCGGUGAGCAAUAUGAAAAACUAGUGGAAAGUGAAAAGUUUACCAAGCAAUAGCUGUUUUCUCCGCCCUUGAGUUGCUUGCUAUGGUAAUUGUCUAGAGGCGUGUGUAGGCAGUAGAUUUCGCAUUAGUAUCAUCAUAAAAAAGUGCUCAAAAAUGUAUUCCCUAAAACCGGUGAUGAACCCGAACGUCGUAUGUGAGGUUCCUUCCUGCAUGUACACCCUGAAGCCGGUCCGUACGUUUUCAUUCGAUCCGAAAGCGUUCACCGAUAACAAGACUGGAAGUGCCGGAGUUACCGUCGAUCCGAUGUCGAUCGAAAUUGAUAAUUUACUGCAAAAGGCAGAGAACGACGAGCUAAGAAUGUUGGCAGAAAGACAGCAACGUGUCUUGCAGCAGCUGGCGGAACUGAAGAAUGAGAUCCUAUCAUUGCGCACCGAACUGAAACUGAACGCUAAAGCACCUGUACAACCGUCCACUCCACUGAAGUCUAAAGCUGAACUGAAGGCUGAGCCCAUUAAUCUCACCUAUCUGCAGGAUUUCGUGGUUAAUGCUAGUCCCGAAUACGUUCCCUACAGCUUGCUGGCGCUCAAGAAUUUGUGGAAAAAUAGGCUUAAUUUGCAUGUGGAAUGCUUCACCCAUUCUACUGUACCAAAGUUGAGUGACGAAGCGCUAACUUUCCAAAAUGCUAUUAAAAACAGCGAAUCGGUGGCAUCCAACCUUCCGCAGAUCAAAGUGACGUUAAUUUGGAAGAAUGUUGGAGCGUACACGGAAAUGAUUACAUCACCCACGUCUUACGUACCGAUUUGUGGUGAGGUGAACAUUCUUCGCUACCUGUCACGCUGUGGUCCGCGCGAGUUCAACUACGAACAGCAGGACAACGUGGAUGAAGUUGACUCCAUCCUGGAUGCGUGUUAUCUGCUGCUCAAUAAACAAAAUAUUAAGCAGCGUCAACAGAUCCUACGAACGCUUGGUUCCAAGCUGGGCAAAGCUGCCGGUUUUGGUGGUGGAGAGCUGUCCCUGUGCGACAUUGCGUUUACUAGCGCGGUAAAACAGGUGCAGCGUACGAUUGCGAAGGAUAUCAACCCGAACAUGGCAAAGUGUAUGGGACGUGUCGCGACUGUGGUGGGUCUGUAAAAAGAUCCGCACGCUUUCGGCGUGCCAUCUACCGUGUGGAAAUGUGUUCGUAAGUGUUAAUCUCCCUUUGAUUCAAUAUUUAUUCUCUUUGCAUUUGAUUUUCGUGCUUUUGUAGCACUGCGUCACAUGCAACCGGGCAGAAAACGAUAAUUUAGCGAAGGGAUAUGGCUAAAGGAAAGUAGCUCGAUAACAGCAGAUAAUAAAUUAAUCAUUUUUAUUGGAAACGAUCGUUAGAAACAUUCUCACAACUAUAAAUAAUGUUUUGCUAAAAUUUA